Molecule: messenger RNA, 2533 nt
Organism: Aegilops tauschii subsp. strangulata
Lineage: Eukaryota; Viridiplantae; Streptophyta; Magnoliopsida; Poales; Poaceae
Product: exocyst complex component EXO70B1
Biological process (GO): exocytosis
Cellular component (GO): exocyst
Molecular function (GO): phosphatidylinositol-4,5-bisphosphate binding
Source: RefSeq, a predicted model, not a curated record
AAAGACGACGGCCGGUCCACGCGCUGUCGUCCUCCGCCACAAGCAACCGCGUGGGAACGGAAGUCAUCGCCUCACCCGCACCCCUACCCCCGCCGCAGUCCACAACCACCACCACCACCCGAAGCCGCGUGCGGGGAGCUGGAAACCUCGUCCAGAUCGGAGCCAGCCGCAGACCCCCGUGGGAAGACCAUCUUCGCGCGAACGACCUGCAAUCCCACGGCCACGGGGCGCCGGCGAUGGCGGAGGACGGCGAGGAGAAGCUGCUCGCCACGGUGCAGCACAUCGUGCAGACGCUCGGCAGCAGCGACACCAUGACGGAGGACAUCCUCAAGGUCUUCUCCAACUACGACGGCCGCCUCUCGCUCGACAAGAUCUACGCCGCGCGCGGCGCCGUGGCGGCGGCGGCGGGCGGCGGCGGCGGGGGAGGCGGGGGAGGGGAGCACUCGAUGCCGGCGUCGCCGCCGCUGCCCCCGCCGCCCGCGGCCGCCGUGCCGGGCUCCUCCGCGAGGCCGCCCGUCACGUCCAUGGAGCGGACCGUGCGCACGCUCGACCGCCAGAUCUCGCAGUUCGUCACCAUGGACAGGCUGAUCUGGGCCGACUCGGGCGACGCCGACGCCUUCCUCGAGGCCGUCGACGACCUCAUCGGCACCGUGCAGGAGCUGGACGCCGCGGGGACCAACCGCGUGCUGCUCGACCGCGCCGACGAGCUGCUCAGCCGGUGCAUGGCGCGGCUGGAGGACGAGUUCCGGGCCCUCAUCGAGCGCCCCGACGACGCGGCCCCCUCGGCGCCCGGCGGGUUCGCGUCCGACGGCAGCGACGACGAGGAGUUCUACGGCGGCGCGGACGGCUACGGCGACGAGCCCAUCCCGAUCGCCAAGCCCGUCACCGACUACGACGUCGUCAUCGACGCGCUCUCGCCGGGCUCCAUUGCCAACGUGCACCAGAUCUCGCGCCGGAUGGUGGACGCCGGCUUCGGCCGGGAGUGCGCCGAGGCCUAUGCCGCCGCGCGCCGCGGCUUCGUCGACGAGAGCGUUGCGCGUCUCGGCGUCCGGCCGCGUACCGCCGAAGAGGUCCACGCCUCCCCCUGGGAGGAGCUGGAGUUCGACAUCGCCCGCUGGAUCCCAGCCUUCAACAUGGUCUUCCGCAUUCUGAUCCCCAGCGAGCGCCGCCUAUGCGACCGCGUCUUCGACGGUCUCGCCCCCUUCGGCGACCUCGCCUUUAUCGCUGCUGUGCGCACUCAGGCACUGCAGCUCAUAUCAUUCGGCGACGCCAUUUCUUCCUCCAGCCGCUCGCCGGAGCGCCUCUUCCGCGUCGUGGACAUGUAUGAGGCUGUGCGGGACAUCCUCCCGGACCUUGACCCUGUGUUCUCCGACCCUUACUCCGCCGCACUCCGCGCAGAGGUCUCUGCAGUGUGCAACACCCUUGGUUCCUCAAUAAAAGGUAUAUUCAUGGAGUUGGAAAAUCUCAUCCGCCGUGACCCUGCCCGGGUUGCCACACCUGGUGGUGGUAUACACCCCAUCACUCGGUAUGUCAUGAACUAUCUCCGUGCUGCAUGCGGUUCGCGACAGACAUUGGAAGAGGUGAUGGAAGGUGACCUUGGUGCUGGUGGUAGAGCUUCUGCUGCCGUGGACCCUGACCGCCCCACGUCUUCACUUGCUGUGCACAUCGCAUGGAUCAUGGACGUUCUGCACAAGAAUUUGGAUACAAAAUCUAAGAUUUACCGAGAUCCGUCACUGGCUUGCAUCUUCUUGAUGAACAAUGGCAAGUACAUUAUCCAGAAAGUGAAUGACAGCGAGCUAGGUGUUCUACUCGGCGAUGACUGGAUCAAGCAGUUGUCAACUAGAGUGCGUCGCUGGAGCAUGGAUUAUCAGCGUUCAACAUGGGGCAAGGUUACAACUGUGCUGCAGAUUGGUGGUUCAGGCGUUGGUGCACUCCCAGCCAAGGCAAUGCUGCAGAAAUUGCGGAUGUUUAAUACCUACUUCGAGGAGAUCUACGCAGUACAAUCAGAAUGGGUGAUAGCCGAUGAUCAGUUGCGAAUGGACGUUAGGGCAGCAGUGGAGGAUUCAGUGAUGCCAGCAUAUGCGGCUUUGAUUGCCAGGUUAAAAUCAGCUCCUGAAACCGGACGUGACUUGUACAUCAAGUACACCCCAGAAGAUGUCGAGGCACAUAUCCAUCACUUGUUUGAAGGAGCAGCAAAGUGAUCAGUUGAUCAGUACCUUGUGGUUCCGGUGAUAAUCUAUUUUUCUCUGAGAUUUGUUAAGUUGCUGGCAGGGAUCUUGGUGAAUAUCUGUUCCUCAGUAAUGGUGAUAUUCUUACCUCAACCUUGUAGUGUUGUAUCAUUUGUAUUUUGUCCCUCCAUAAAAAAAUUAUGGGGUUUGGCAAAUGGUGUACAUGAUUAUGAUUGUAGGUGUGUGUAUGUCAACUAGUAAGGUGAUUAUUUUGUAACAAAAUUAGGGUCCCAUUUUGGUUCCAAUCACUCCUUCAGUUUAUCCUUGUGACUGUUUUAUGGGUGAAUUCCAAUGUUUAUUUAAAA